ACACCAAGUGAAAGGUCACGCAACGCACCUUACUCGCGUUUCCUCCUCUUCAAUAUCGGCAAUUAUUCUAUUCUUUCCCCAGGUCCCAAACCCUAGAACCACAAUGAAACCAGAUCUUCUCCUUUCUCAAUGGAACUUCUCUUGAUUAGGAUUAUCGUUUCAAUUAUCAUCAUCAAACCCUAGCUGUCCUUCGUUUUUCUCGGCCAUGGAGGGCUCCGUUGACGAGAUCGGAGCCCCUGACUCAUGGGAGAUGGCGGAUAUUGACGAGAGAAUGAGUCGGUUGAUGAUCUUGUCGUCGAAGAAACCCUCAGCUUCUCAAUCUCCUUCUCACGGCGAAGCGCCGACGACAGCUUCGUCGGCGACGGCGGCGCUGAACCAAGUGGAUCAGUUUCUUAGAGAGGCGUUGGAAAAACCUAGAGAGAGGUUAUCUAUUCUGAGGAUGGAGCAAGAUGUUGAGAAGUUUCUGCGCAACCCUACUCAACAGCAGUUGGAAUUUCAGGCACUUCCUACCUCCUAUCUUCGAUUAGCAGCACAUCGCAUAGCCCAGCACUAUGGCCUACAGUCAUUGGCUCUACCAGAUAAUAGCAUGCCUGAUGGAUCUGGCUCACGUAUUGUGCUUCAGAAAACUUCCGAGACUCGUUUCCCUAUGAUUCGUCUUGCAGAUAUUCCUGUCAAUCUCCCAAAUGAGGAUGGUAAUGUUGCAGUUAAAGUAGCAAUCAAACAGAGGCCACAGAAGGGUUCACAAAAUAUUAGCAAUUCAAGUUCCCAUUCUUCCAAGAUUAAUCAUGUUAAAAGUGUUGAAGAAAGGAAAGAAGACUAUAACAGGGCACGUGCACGUAUAUUUAGCAAUAGCAGUAGCAGUAGUAGUGGUACCAUAGGCAAGUCAGAAGUUGACUCCUUUGUGGAUGACAGUUUCCAGCACUGCUCCAUGAUGAUGCCUAGGCCUGAUGAACGAUUUUCUUUUGAACGGCCUGAAAAUAAUUCUGGAAGGACUUUGAAUGGGUCUGCUUCAGGUAGCAAUAGGUUGAACAGAAACAAAACAGAUAAAGAGCCAGUUGUUAGCAGAUACAGGGCAAGUAAUAGAGUCGCGAUCUUCCGUGAUCGUGAGGUGGAGCGCAAGGAUCCAGAUUUUGAUAGGAAUUAUGACAGAUACAUGCAAAGAUUUGAUCCGGGCUUUGGAUUUAGCGGAGGACCAUACACUAUGCAACCACUAUUUUCACCUGCAGUAAAUUACAAUACAGAAUUUCCACAGCUUGGUUCAGGUCCUAGGCCUCAAAUUUCCAUUGAACCACCACCUCGGUCUGUCCCUCAACAAAUGCGUGGACCUUGGCCUGGACAAGCUGUACAAUCAGCACCUUCUCCAGUUGGCUAUGGUCCUGAUGGUAUGAUGGCAUCCUUCAAUCCAAGUCGUGUUGGCUCUCAUCCUGGGUCAUCAGUGUAUAUGCAUCCAUCCCAAUAUUCUCUCCCACUGCGUCCUGGCGUUUCAUUUGUCCAUCCACAUGAGCAUGUUCAGCUUUUUGCACAGACUCAUCAACAGCAAUCUGAAGCGAGUUUUGGGUUAGCUCGGCCCCGUUGAGGGGCUUGGGCAUGCCUGCACCUGCCAGCGCGAACUAUGAGCUUAAAACUGCGGGCUGCCUCGUUUGAGGCUUUCUUGUAUGUUGGCAGGGUGAUUGCAGGCAUACUAGGACCGAGAUUGGAUGCACUACUGCACAUUGAACUCACUCAGCAAUCUCUGGCUUUCUCGGUUAUCUUUUGAUGCUUCUUGAUGUUUCUUGAUGUUUCGAUGCAAGAAGACAUAUGAUUAAAGAUAAAGUCAAGCCGUGCUUGGCUUCAGAAUUGAAAUCUGCAAAUUCAGCUGCAGGGGGAAGAAAGAUGACACUUGCAAUUGUGAUAUAAGCCCUCCAAUUAGGGUGAUGGAGAUGCAGCACAUGCUGUCGCCAUCCUCUGUUUCAGACAAGCAGUCAGGAUACUGGGGGAUCUUUGUCCUGGCCAAGUGCCGAGGGAAGCGAACUCUAUCUUCUUCUUCUCUUUGAAGGUAUGGUGCUCAAAUGGUUAACUUAUUCUUAAUAUUGAAGAGCAUCAUUUAAAAGGCUUUGCGUGUGAUUACUAUAUUUAGUACCGAAGGAAUUAUUGUAAUUAAGACAGACUGCUUUGUUAGAUAACUUUUAACACUUUAUGGUUUUCUACUCAUAUGAUGCUACUAUUGAUGUAGUGUGUGGAAAAAUCUUAUGUUCUGCUUUCGCUUAGUAUGACAAGAAAUCUUAAAAAGUCCAAUAUGUUAAUAUUUCAUUAGCCUCCUUGUGAACC
Asparagus officinalis (garden asparagus) is the source of this 2307-nucleotide messenger RNA. RefSeq lists its product as uncharacterized. The transcript is spliced from 6 exons. NCBI's taxonomy places the organism in Eukaryota, Viridiplantae, Streptophyta, Magnoliopsida, Asparagales, Asparagaceae. Gene Ontology annotation, molecular function: nucleic acid binding. The coding region runs from base 206 to 1576 and encodes 456 amino acids. The record is from RefSeq and is a predicted model, not a curated record.